UCAUUUAACAAUGUCCCAAAUCAAAUAUUCCACUUUCCAACCAUAUUCAUAUCAACAACCUGCAAGUUCUAUAAGUUCUAAUGUUGAAGUUGACUGUGUUAAUGACAUGUGUUUAGAUAAUGAAUCUGACGAAUGUUUAGAUAAUGAGUCUGGUGAAAAUUUAGAUAAUGAGUCUAGCGAACAUUUAAAUAAUGAGUCACAUGAAUUAGAUAAUGAGUUUGAUGAACAAUCAGAUGUUGGAUUUGACAAACAAGUAGAACUUUAUGAAGGACAAACUUUUCAAACUAUCGAAGAUGCACAUGUUGCAGUUGAGACUUUCACACAUUCAAAUGGAUUUGGAAUUAGAAAAGGCCGUGUUGAAAAAGAUCAAAGCAAUGGUCAUGAAAUUUCAAGAACGUUCCUAUGCCGUCACACUGGAAAGUCGUUAUAUGAAAAAAAAUCAUAUAAAACUGAGGAGUCAGAAUCAUGCCGAACUGAUUGUAAAUGGAAAGUUAACGUAUAUUGGAGCAAGUGUUUAAGUAGAUAUCAUAUAUCCACCUUUACAGAUGUUCAUAUCGGCCAUACUCCUGAUCCAACCACUAUUAAAUUUAUUCCAAAAAACCAUAAACUUACCAAUAAAAUGUUGGAAGAUAUUAAAUACUAUACGAUUGUUGGAAAGCUUAAUGCAA
Molecule: messenger RNA, 668 nt
Organism: Racocetra fulgida
Lineage: Eukaryota; Fungi; Glomeromycota; Glomeromycetes; Diversisporales; Gigasporaceae
Source: the annotation of a GenBank genome assembly